AUGCUUGAGGUAGAAAGCAUUUCAAAACUUUUAAAAAAUGCUAAUCUAGCCUCUGCAACUAAUAAAGCCUCUGCAACUAAUCAAGCCUCUGCAACUAAUCUAGCCUCUGCAACUAAUCAAGCCUCUGCAACUUAUCAAGCCUCUGCAACUUAUCAAGCCUCUGCAACUAAUCAAGCCUCUGCAACUUAUCAAGCCUCUGCAACUGAUAAAGCCUCUGCAACUAAUCUAGCCUCUGCAACUAGUCAAGCCUCUGCAACUAAUCAAGCCUCUGCAACUAAUAAAGCCUCUGCAACUAAUCAAGCCUCUGCAACUAAUCAAGCCUCUGCAACAAAUCAAGCCUCUGCAACUAGUAAAGCCUCUGCAACUAGUCAAGCCUCUGCAACUAAUCAAGCCUCUGCAACUAAUCAAACCUCUGCAACUAAUCAAGCCUCUACAACUAAUCAAGCCUCCACAACUAAUCAAGCCUCUGCAACUUAUCAAACCUCUGCAACUAAUCUAGUCUCUGCAACUAAUCAAGCCUCUGCAACUAAUCAAGCCUCUGCAAAUGGUUUUCUUUUAAAUCUGGACAAGCUAAAACCCGGAGUAGGCAGAAACACAACCAAUUCCACAGAGUAA
Eurytemora carolleeae is the source of this 615-nucleotide messenger RNA. RefSeq names its product serine-rich 25 kDa antigen protein-like. Bases 1 to 615 code for a protein of 204 amino acids. The transcript has a single exon. Lineage: Eukaryota; Metazoa; Arthropoda; Copepoda; Calanoida; Temoridae. The record is from RefSeq and is a predicted model, not a curated record.